AUGGGUUCCUCAUCCAGUCUUCUGGGUGAAGAUAAACGCAACUUCAUCAAAGCGGAGGCACAGGCUCAGCUGAAGAACUUUUCAUCUAUCUACAGAAAGCAGUAUUCUCUGGCCUAUCUUUCCCAUGUUCAUGAUGAGCUUGUACAACGCAAACAGGAGCACUCUCAACUCCUCAAACAAAGGCACCCCCCACAGGAAGCAGAGUUGCUUUACUUUGAUAAUAUACUAUACUUUGAUGAUAACAGAAGAUGGAAGGACAGGUUUGCAGUAAUUCGUGCCAGUUACUCCCUGGAGUGCUAUGAGAGCUAUGAGACGUUUAUGAAGGGCAUGCCACCUUUUUACAAACUACAGCCCACAGGGGGCAUUAUUUUUACCACAGAAGAAACCUACAUGGAAAUGGUGGACAAGUGCUUCCCCAACACUGACUGUGUAAAGGAGGACUUUGCCCCUCCAGUGGUGGGCAUGCCAGGCCAGUUUUCAGUUUACCUCCAUCUACCAUACCAGAGAGACUACUAUUUUUGCUUCCUGACACAGGACAAACAAACUAAGUUUAUCUCAAUUUUGUCUGACUGUAUUCGCCACCAGAAUCAAGACUUUCUAAAAAACAAGAUGUAUGAAGUGCAGGCCUUCAUCAAAGCUGUUCAGCUCUACAGGCAGGAGAAGGGCCACUAUGAACCAUGGGAUAUGAUGAUAGGCAACAAUGUGCAGGUGCUGGCAAAUCUAACCAUGGAGGACUUGUUGCCAUCUCUAGAAAAAGACCUGCUUCCACGUCUGAAGGCCAAGAAGGUGGAGAGGAAAAGAAUCUGGUUCACUACAGUAGACACAGCCUAUAACUUGGUCCAGGAGACUCUGCUGGAGGGCAUGACUGCCCUGAAUGCUGAGUGCAGAGAGACAGCAAAGACUCAGAGUGCACUUUUGUGCUCCAAUAUGGAUGACAUCAUGAGCUCCAGAUCUUUCCUGGAGAACAAACUCCGAGUUACAGUAGCCGAGUCAGCCAUCGAGUACUGCAUGCAGUAUGUAGAGCCUAACCUGCCUGCCGUGCUGGAGGAGAUUAUGGAACCUAUCAGCCUUGGGUUCAUGGAGGCGCGACAGCUCAGUGAGGGCAUGAUUGAGACGGUGUGUCAGAAUUACCAGGAGGGCAUGACCAAAGAAGAUCUGCAACAGGCUUUGACUGAGAUGAGCAAACCAAACCUAGAAAUGUGUUAUGAGAAAGUAAGUGGACUACACACUCACAUCCAAGAGUUACAGAAAAUCUUCACCUACCCCAACUGCAAAACUCUGGAGCACAGCACCCAGAUAGACAUAGAACAGCUGGUGAAGAACGUUGUGUACACCUUCGAGCUUCUCCUGACCAAGGCGCCACAGGAUGCCGAUCUAAUGAAUUCCAUGGUAAAAGCCAGACACAGAGUGCUCAAGCAAUAUGACUACGACAGCAGUACACUGAGGAAGAGGAUUUUUCAGGAGGCUCUGAUGAGUGUCACACUACCCAGCAUCAAAGCCCAUUUAGCUCCUACUUUCAAACAGGACCUACCUGAUUUUGAGCAGUACAUCUUUGCUGAUUAUGUAAACUUCAUCAAUGUGGAGAAUGUUUAUGAGGACAUCUUGCGACAGAUACUAGGGAAGGAAGUUAAUAAAGUGGUGAGGGAGGCAGCUAAUAUGAAGAAAUUCAACCUGUUCACUGAGUCCAGGUACAAUUUUAGUGUUUCCAGCCUUCACUCAAAUUCUCCAGACAGUCCAGCGGGCACAAGCCCCUCACCAACACAGAGCCAUGCAAUACCAGCUUUCCCUCUGCUGAGCAACAGUCCAGCUGAGAGCCAGAACCCUGAAAACCCAGUCACAGCAGUAAAGGAGGCCCAGCAGGUGGAGGUCCAGCAUCAAGCACAAGAGGAGGAACUCGCAGAGAUAUUUGAAUGUGUAAAAGCAGGUGAAGAAGACAAAUGUGAAGAGAAGAGUGUGCUAAAUAUUCCUGUUAUAAAAGUCACAUGCUCCACACCUGAACCAGUGCUCCAGGCAGAUCUUGAGGAGACCUUUGCAGCUGCCUUAAAUUUGAAGGAGAAAACAGAAGACAAAACUGCAGAUGUUCCUACUGUAAUUACCACAGAGACAUCACAGGACAUGUCUAGUUUAGUAAAUACAGAACACGUACCUGAAACAGGCUCGCAGGCUACAACUGCUCAGAAAACAAGCAGCACUACUGAAGUUUCCGCAGUAUUGGAAGAUGAGCCCACCACCACUCUUAGUGCUCAAGACUUAUCUGACGAUUCAUCAUGGGUCACUGAGGAAGAGGAAGAGGUUGACAUCACUGAGGAUGAUGACCCAUUAGUAGUCAAAGUUCUCCCAGAACCUGAACCUGAGGAACCUGUCAUGGUGAUGUGUGAAGCAAUCUCAGAUGCUGAAUUGAGGCUUGCCAACAGCUGUGUAGGUGCCGAUGCUGAAGUAGCCCGAGCUCCUGACUGCAUCAAAGAGAUUCGUAACCUUGUGACAGAAGUUAAAGAAGUAGAGGUAACAGUCCACUGCCACGAGGACAAUGAAGAGACCAUUAAAGAGUUUGAACAAACACAGUAGGGAAGAUGGAUGUAUCAUCCUAUAAAAGUCUUUAAGCACUUUCUAAACAUAAAGAACUGAUGUGCCACUGGUUAAUGACUGUGGUUCUUAGAUUAGCAGUUUUGAUUGGAGCCUAAAUGGAACAUAAAUGGGUUAUGUAUGGGUUUAUACU
This is a messenger RNA of Trichomycterus rosablanca, 2716 nucleotides long. RefSeq names its product niban apoptosis regulator 1a (gene niban1a). Lineage: Eukaryota; Metazoa; Chordata; Actinopteri; Siluriformes; Trichomycteridae. The transcript is spliced from 14 exons. Bases 1 to 2565 code for a protein of 854 amino acids. The record is from RefSeq and is a predicted model, not a curated record.